AUGUCUGCAUUAAGAGUUUCUCUUAAGCAUUUGAUACUGGAUGCAACAUAUAGCAAUGGAUUAGACGAUUCAGACCCAAUAGAUUCCAGCAGCAUUAUUCAAUCCUUUUCUGAAACACUCGAGAGACUUUCGGCUACAGGGUUUUUGUAUAACAAUAAGAAUGAAGGUGUGCCUUUGGAACUAUCUUCUUACUAUUUGUUUUUGACAAAUCUUUCCAUAUGUGGCAGCAAUGUAUCCCAUAAUCUUAAUAAUCUAUUGGACAGAUGUGCGGCACUCGAGAAACUGAAAUUUCACGGUGGAACAUUGUUCACUAAUCGAUACAUGACAAACGAGGACUCAAAACAGAAAAAAAGCGUGAAUAAUAUGAGCUUGGAUACUGUGUUCAUUGAGGGAUCUAUUUGUGAAAAAACCGGAUACCUGCUGGUCGAUAUGUCACAUACUUUCUUAAAGACUUUGAAUAUCAGUAAGCUUCGAUAUGGAACAUCAAACCAAGGAAUGUAUCAAGAUGUUGUUAUCAGUCUGACACUCCUGCCUCAAUUAAACGACAAUUCAUUGUCGGAUGAAAAUAACGAAAGAAAAGAAAAGGAGAUGUACUCAGAGUGCCCUAUGAGCUUAGAACUUACUAGGAAAGGGGCCAAUGCCGCACUUGAAUACUAUCAAAACUUUGAGUCGAUAAAAAUCAGUUAA
This is a messenger RNA of Phycomyces blakesleeanus NRRL 1555(-), 687 nucleotides long. RefSeq lists its product as hypothetical. The transcript has 3 exons. The record is from RefSeq and is a predicted model, not a curated record. The coding region runs from base 1 to 687 and encodes 228 amino acids. NCBI's taxonomy places the organism in Eukaryota, Fungi, Mucoromycota, Mucoromycetes, Mucorales, Phycomycetaceae.